Messenger RNA from Penicillium malachiteum, 1326 nucleotides. Its product is annotated as pepsin-like aspartic protease. NCBI's taxonomy places the organism in Eukaryota, Fungi, Ascomycota, Eurotiomycetes, Eurotiales, Aspergillaceae. The transcript is spliced from 3 exons. Bases 1 to 1326 code for a protein of 441 amino acids. Gene Ontology annotation, molecular function: aspartic-type endopeptidase activity. Gene Ontology annotation, biological process: proteolysis. The record is from RefSeq and is a predicted model, not a curated record.
AUGAUUCGUCUACUUUCCAUUCUAUUUAUCAUAUUUUUGAGCUACGAGGCUCUUGCCGCACCAGCUCUCUAUCGACCUCUUCGCAAAGGCAAGUCCUUCAAGGUCGAGCGUAUCAAGCGCAGUGGCUAUGUUCGCAAUGGUCCCGCUGCUCUUCGCAAAGCCUAUCGCAAAUUCGGCGCUACUGGAUCUCACAUGGACUAUCCCGACUCAAACGAUGGUGAUUUCGACCCAUAUCCCAGUGGCAUGAGGGACCAGAGCUCUUCUACGACGAGUAGUUCAAGCUCUGCGUCAAGUAGCUCGAGCGCUACUACCAGUACAGACCAAGAAGGAACUGUUAGCGUGACAUCCGUCGAUGAUGGCGAGGAAUUUGUAUCUCCUGUUCUCAUCGGAGGUCAAAACAUCACGCUGGAUUUUGAUACUGGUUCUGCCGAUAUGUGGUUGAUCAACUCCGAGCUCCCAUCCGAAGACACAGAAGGCCACGAAGUCUACGACCCAUCAUCCUCCAGUACCUUCGAAUACGUGGAAGGCGAUUUCGAAGUUGAAUACGGCGACGGCUCAUACGUAGCUGGGUACUUAGGAAAAGACACCGUCAGUAUCGGCGGGGUAGAAGUAGCCGAUCAAGUGUUCGGUCUUCCUGUCGAGGUAUCCAGUACAUUCAUUGAAGACACAAGCUCGAACGGAUUAGUUGGACUCAGCUUUUCCUCGAUCAACAGCUUCAACCCUGGACCACAGAAGACCUUCUUCGAUAACGUCGCUCCAGACCUCGACGAGCCUGUCUUCACGUCGCGAUUGCGUAGCGAUGGGGUUGGAGAGUAUGGAUUCGGGACAAUCGAUCAUAGCUUGCACAGUGGUACCCUGGCUAAUGUCAGUGUCGACUCGUCAAAUGGAUAUUGGCAAUUCAAUUCGACUACGUUCAAGGUUGGCGAUGGUCAUUCGUGGAAUAUCUCUGAUACGACGAUUUCCAUUGCUGAUACCGGCACUACCUUGUUGUUGGUUAGUGCGGAUGUGGUCUCUUAUUAUUAUGGAGAGGUCUCUGGCUCGACUUACUCCAGUAAGGUUGGUGGAUAUAUCUAUCCAUGCGACGCUGAUCUACCUGAUUUGGCGUUGGGUAUGGGAGAGUCUUCUUACCAGGCGGUUGUUCCUGGGUCUGUGCUAAAUUAUGCGGAGGUUGGAACGAAUUCCACCACCGGUGAAACGAUGUGCUAUGGUGGUGUACAAUCCUGUGCUGGAUAUGGGUUCCAAAUCUUUGGAGACAUCUUCCUCCGGUCAUUCUAUGUUGUCUUCGAUAAGCGUGGACCAUCUUUGGGGGUUGCCUCUUCCAGCUGA